GUUUUGAGUGUGACUUUGUGCACGGCGCGCCGUACGACGCCUGGGCGCGAGGCGCGCCGCGCCAGAUCAUCUCCAACACCAUCACAUAAUCGCAGCGUGCAGUUGCACGGCCACACCGUCCGUGCCGCAUCACGCGCUCACCUAUAGCUACUCGUGACUCCGUCGUGCAAAUUCGCAACCGCCAUCGCCCUGCCUCACACUCGAGGCAAGGCGCGUCCAUCAUCAGCGCCUUUCACCUGUUCCUCUGAGCCACUUUGCUCUGCUUCCCACGCGGACGCACUGGACCCUUGCGACAGCUCACGUCCUGGCCUCCAUCUCUCACGGCAACAUGUCGCGCGAUCGACGGCCCGGCGAACCUUCAUUCGCAGCACCCUUGACGCCGCCUCGGGGUGCGGGCACGCUACCCACCCCGCCAACAUCUCACAUCGAAUUGUCCGGCGACAGACCGCCUCAUGGCAGCGCUGCCCACUUUGCCAGUGGCAGCAACAACGAUGCGCCGCUAUCGUCUGACACAGAGCAGGCGACCGACGGAGAACCCGAUGCGAGCCCAUCGGCCAUCGUCAUGUCACGUCGACAGAACCGGCUAAGCCAGCGUGGAUCGGCGGCCAACUUUGAACUUCAACAGAUAGUCUCGCCACUACACGCCAGCCGCAGCUCGCCUGCGACUCGAACCUCGCUAGACAGACCCUUGUCCGACCAAGAAGUGACCAUGUCCCGAUCAGCAUCCGUGCGCAAAGCGCGCCGAGUCGGUAGGAAUGAGGGUCGCCGCGCAAAGAGCGAGUUCGACGUGGCGUCGGACUCUGACCACUCCAGCUUCUCACACCCUGCAAACGAAGACUUGCGCAGUCGCACGCCUAGUCCUAUACUUGGAAGCUCACGAGGCCAUUUGAGUGCUCAAGGCGCGUUUGGACCGAGCGCGGAGAAUGUCGAUGCGGUUCUGUUCGGCGAGAAUGACGAGGAAGGGAGCCGACAAGAAGUCGAAUCGUUGCUGGACGAGCUUCGUCAGAUGAGUCUGGCCACAGGCGGAAUCGGGAGAGAGUCCAACAUUGUCAGCAUCGGUUCUCAACUUGGCGAGAAGGCGCUCAGACUGCACGACACUCUGCACCAUGUGCGUCUUCGAGCCAUCGCUGCGCUCACAUCCCAGCGCACGAAAGCGCAUGCAUCUCUUGUUGCUAUGCAGCUCUCAUCCGCUCGUCAAGCUGCGGAGCUGGAUGAUGCCAGGACACAAGCUAGGAUGCUCGGCAGCAAAUUGGCGCGUGCAGAAGCUCGCGUUGAGGAAUCGAUUGAGGAGGAAUUGCGCUGGACCCACUCAAUGAGGCAUCAUGGCAGCGCACUGGCGCAGCAGCAGGCUGCAAGACAGGCCGCACGCACCAAUGGUGCUCAAGCAGACGUCUCUCCCAAUGCACCUGGCUUGGCGGCACCGAUCGACCUCGAAAGUAUCAAGCAAUCCCCAAAAAGUCCUGCUGCUGCUCUAGCGAGCGCCACUGCCCCGCAAGCCGCUUCGUCUUCUUCUACGACACUCUCAGGACUUGGCAUUAGUGCUGGUGGUGCACCUGCUGACUCUGCCGCAGCUACGCCUGCAAUGUCCAGCACGACAGACGCUGAGGUGGAUUCCCCGUUGACUGUCUUGACCCGCAAUUGCAACAAGCUCAGCUCCGACAAACGCUAUCUGAAGGCGAAGUGGCGCGAGGAAAUCGCCCGGAACGAGCGACUCGAGCAGGAAUUACGUGCUUUCCGUCCGCUCUUCUUGCAGAGCAAUCGAGCGUCUGUCGGGACAGCCUCUCCACUCCCCGCGUCGAGCCACACACCAAGGCGCUCAAACUCAAGUCGUCGUCGCGGUACUGGGAUGGGAGAUGCCGAAGCGGAGCUGCUGCUUGCUACAGCACGACGCAUGCGUGAGACUAGGCGAACGGAGACUCGUCGAUCGCCGCAAAAGGCAGGCGCCAUAAGAGAGCAGACGACGCUGGAAGACGGUCGUCCAACGACGCCGCCACGGACUUCGCAGCCUUCUCAACCCAGCACCCCGUUCACCCCGCGCACGCCACGCACCGUGCCUGUCUUGCGUACUCCAGGCAGAGAUGAGGCUGGCUCAUCAAAUUGGGGUCAAAAUUCCAGCAGACAAGACAGCGCUGCAGCUAGCAACGCGUCACCAAUCAAAAAUGCGGCGAAUGUACCUGGUUCAGCGAGUAGCGCGCGUGGCAUUGAUGAGCUACUGCACGCUGCCCAGACUGUCAUGACGCCAAGCGAACGACCAGCAGCGCACCAGACUCCACGCCGCGGACUCGCUUCGCUCAGUGCGAGCUAUGGUGACAGAGGCUACUUCCUUGAUGCGAAGUCUCCCAAGAUGAAUGUCUCUGCGCUGUUGAGCGAAAACGACGCCAUCAACGAGAGUCCCAAGCGGCGCCGCAUGUCCACAUCCACGCACGAUGCCUCUGACGUGAGAUUCGCAGGUGGACAGGGCAUAGAAAUCGCGGAGUUGGCUUCCUCGCCUGAGGGUCGUCCUGCACACUCAGCACAUCGUUCACAGCACGUCAAACUCGCCGAACCGCAGCACGAAGCUUCGACCGCGCAGUCAUCUGGACUCUCAGCGCUUGACCUGCUUGCAGACCAAGCUGCUGCUUCUCAACAACCCAGUCAGAGCUCUGACCACUCGCGAUCAGGGGGAUUGAGCGACGCCCCAGCAUCAAGCUCUGAUGAAGGAAUGAUCGAAGAAGAAGGCGUGGAGCACGGCGAUGAAAGAUGGUUCUCUCAGUCACACCAUGGUGCCUUUUAUGGAGGUCCACCCGCUUCGCAACCUUCCGCGCGAUACGCCUAUGGACCAGAAGGUGGCAGACCUGGCUGGCCAGCCUCACCAGAGAAUAUUCGCAUGGCGAAUGUCCAUGGAUCCGCCCAUCACGGCUUGCCCUACGUGCCGCGCGCUGUCUCGCCUACGCGCGCAUCACCUUCCAAAGCAACCUUGGUUGCGCUACAGGCGAGUCCGCCGAAGAGCAAAGGUGGAAACACGAGCCCGGACAAGCGCCUGCCUUACAUUCGAUGGAGCGAGGAGGAGGAUAGGCGGCUGAAGCGAGCGAUCAGCGAGUACGGACAAAGAUGGGAACAGGUCGCACGCAGUGUUGGGACCCGAUCGUACCAUCAGUGCCGUCAGCGCGCGCUCUUGAUGAGGCGCAAGACUGCUCAAGCAGGAGGCUCAGACGGCGGUCCUUCGCUAGCGCCCGCGUCUUCCAUAGCCUCUGCCGGUCAUCCUUCGCCUUGAGUUGUACGCCCGCCACGUUCUCAAACCCACCGCCUUUUCCUCCUCUCAUGUCUGAGUGUUUCGCGAGACUCUCGGAUUCAUACCACACAUCAGACCAAAUGUCUUGUCGAAAGCCUCGAAUUCCGAACACGUAUAAGAUGCAAACACAGUACACGAAUGCUACACAGCAAGCUUGCCGCACUGAAGAUAUUCCGCCAUACCGACCGACCACGUGUUCCCGAACUUGUACUGUACUACACAAACACACCUCUCAGGCUCCUCGAAUGAUCAUCCACCAAACAUUCCGC
Messenger RNA from Ceraceosorus guamensis, 3540 nucleotides. RefSeq lists its product as hypothetical. NCBI's taxonomy places the organism in Eukaryota, Fungi, Basidiomycota, Exobasidiomycetes, Ceraceosorales, Ceraceosoraceae. The transcript is spliced from 4 exons. The record is from RefSeq and is a predicted model, not a curated record. Bases 329 to 3253 code for a protein of 974 amino acids.